GUGUAUGUGACGUUGACAUCUGGACAGUAACGAUCAGUUGGUGGUUCCAGAGUUGGCUGGCUUUUAACUGUAGUACACAGGAUUAAUUAUGCUAGUAUCAUGAUUAUUCCUAACCUCGUGAGACAGUUAGCCACACUAGCAGGCAGACAAUCUCCAUUGCAGAAGUUAGCUACUCCUGGGGUUAUGCAUGAAGGAGCCGUC
Messenger RNA from Geodia barretti, 201 nucleotides. NCBI's taxonomy places the organism in Eukaryota, Metazoa, Porifera, Demospongiae, Tetractinellida, Geodiidae. The record is from the annotation of a GenBank genome assembly.